Messenger RNA from Adineta ricciae, 1377 nucleotides. NCBI's taxonomy places the organism in Eukaryota, Metazoa, Rotifera, Eurotatoria, Adinetida, Adinetidae. The record is from the annotation of a GenBank genome assembly.
AUGGCUAAUUUGGCAGAUACUGAAAUCGAACCUACGAAUGAGUCGAGCUUAACGUCAGAAGAUGAUGAAACACUUGAUCCUCGAGUGCAGAUUGAAUUAGAACGUUUAAAUCACGCCAAUGAAGCAAUCAAUCAUUUAGAGCUACAACUUGAUGACGCUCGACAAACUCUCAAAGAGUUUUGCGAUGCAGGAGAAGAAGAGCUAUCUCAAUUAGAGAAAAAUAUCGGAUCAGCGGUGAGCAAAGCACGAAGUUACUACGAUGCGCGAAUUAAACUUCGAGAUGCACGCGAUGCACUGACCAAAGCGAAACAUCGUUUCGAACGUGCACAAGCUCUCCAUGUUGCAGCAAAAGAAUUAGCAGUUGUUUCAGCUGAUUAUAUUGACGAAGCGGAAAAGUCUAAUCAGAAUGCUACAACGUGGAACGAAACCUAUGGCCAAGCAAUUGCUAAAGCUGCCGAUGCCGAACGAGAAAAAUACCAAGCGGAUUUAGAUCAACAACACGCCGAUCAAGCGUAUGCAGAAAUUGAGAAACUAGUAGAAAAAUUGCAGAAAGAUCAUCGACGUGCGAUUAAUAAAUCACAACUUUAUUACGAGAAAAAAGCGGAGUACCACAAAGAAUUAGACUUUCAGAAACGUAAAGUUUUCGGCCUGGAAAACUGUGUGAACGAAGCGAAAGCUCAAUAUCAAGAAUCGUUGCGUAAUCUGGAAAAGAUCAGUAAUGAAAUUCAUGCACAACGAAGUCAGGGUAAACUACGGCGAGAGUUAGGUGAACGAACAGCAGGUGUCGGUGAAGAGCAGCUUACAUAUACUGAAUUCGAACGAUUACCGCCAUCCCCAGUGAAACGAACUCCUUCACCACCACCAUCGCCGAAAAUACCUACUUUAAGACGAUUAAAUCGUCCGGAACAACUACUUCGCUCGUGUUUACUUCGAACUGAAGCUUUACCUGCUGGUAUAUUCGCUAACACAAGCGGACGCUCGUCACCCGAAGGUGAUGAAACAACGCCAACAAACUUCAAUAGUCAAUUCCUUCUCAAUGCAAAGCCCCAACAACCACCGCCCCCAGUACUUGUCGUGAAAUCAGAUAAACACCCAAACGAAACGACUUCUAAUACUCACCAAAGAAAAUCCAGUGACGGUUAUUCAUCGCAAAUGACUGAUGAUGAAGAUGAUAAGACAAGUUCACUUCAUGUGCUUACCGAUGAACAACUGGAACAUUUAGCAUGCGUCUAUCAUCCUCUACCUCAUGUUCCAGCAUCAUCAUCAUCGUCAUCUCAAACAGACACAAUCGACGAACUUCUCUUACAGUUUGAAAAUUCCAAGUCACAAGCUAAAACAUUUUUUCGUAAUUUGUUUAAGAAUAAUACUGACAAGUGA